AUGGUCCUGUUGCAGUCUGCUUUGGGAGUCGUCCCCGGGGCAGAGCUCUGCUGUGCCUGGAGCCUGCGCUGCGUAGUGCGACAGAGGCCCUGCCUGGGAGGGUGUGCAGCCUUAAAUGUCAACCUCUGGGUUUAUACUAUCAACUUGGAAUCUCGCUAUUUACUAAUACAAGGAGUUCCUGCAUUAGGUGUUAUGAAGGAAUUAGUUGAACAAUUUGCAUUGUAUGGUGCCAUUGAAGAGUAUCAUGCGCUAGAUGAAUAUCCAGCAGAGCAAUUUACUGAAGUUUAUCUUAUAAAAUUCCAAAAACUGCAAUGUGCAAGGGUGGCCAAGAAAAAAAUGGAUGAACGAAGUUUCUUUGGUAGUUUGCUGCAUGUGUGCUAUGCUCCAGAAUUUGAAACAGUACAAGAAACUAGGGAGAAGUUGCAGGACAGAAGAAAGUAUAUAGCAAAAGCAACAAAUCAGAGAGAUUUCUUUGUGUUAAAGAAAGUAGAGGGGCCUGAGAAGACCAUCUCAAAGAACUCUGACUGUCCGUGGAGUACACCAAGGUCAUGUACAACUGGUAACUGGGAUCCAUCCUGCUUUACAAAUUCUCACAAGGCAUCCCAAAACACAGGAUAUCCAUCUGGGAAUCAGAGCCUGUUGACGUUUCCCCAGUAUGAUAACAAUUGUGCUGAAACUUCUGGGUAUUUGGGGCAAAGCACUUCCCUGACUCUAAAUGUACACCUGGGAGGACGCACUCUGCCAGCUCCUUUAAUGCAGCAAAGAACAGCUCCGAUUGAUAAUGGAGUUGAUAGAUUUAUGCCUCGUACAACUCACCUGCAAGAACGUAAGAGGAAGAGAGAAGAAGGUAACAAGUUUUCCCUUGUUGGAGCAAGUGCGGACAAUACUGAAGUCAUUAUUGGUCCACAGCUACCAGAAAUACCUAAAGUGGAUAUGGAUGAUGAUUCAUUGAAUACUUCAGCUACGUUAAUUCGAAAUAAACUGAAAGAGGUAGCAGAUUCUGUUUCAAGAACAUCUGUGGAAAAGCCAGAGAGUAGCUCAGCCAGACCACUUGUAAAGCAGAGAAGAAGAAUAUAG
Molecule: messenger RNA, 1077 nt
Organism: Pterocles gutturalis (yellow-throated sandgrouse)
Lineage: Eukaryota; Metazoa; Chordata; Aves; Pterocliformes; Pteroclidae
Gene: RBM48
Product: RNA binding motif protein 48
Exons: 5
Coding region: 1-1077 (358 amino acids)
Cellular component (GO): nucleoplasm
Molecular function (GO): nucleic acid binding
Source: RefSeq, a predicted model, not a curated record